Anopheles moucheti is the source of this 3343-nucleotide messenger RNA. Its product is annotated as phospholipid phosphatase 1-like. The transcript has 6 exons. Bases 1549 to 2490 code for a protein of 313 amino acids. Lineage: Eukaryota; Metazoa; Arthropoda; Insecta; Diptera; Culicidae. Gene Ontology annotation, biological process: phospholipid dephosphorylation; phospholipid metabolic process; signal transduction. Gene Ontology annotation, molecular function: phosphatidate phosphatase activity. The record is from RefSeq and is a predicted model, not a curated record.
UGUGUGCGUGUGAUUUAAACUCAAAAUUCGAGGUAAACCCCGCCGGGGUGGCGAGGCAAUCGUUGGAACAAGUCUAGGGAGCUGUAGAUUACCGAGCAGUGAUUAACGUAAUUUAAACUCAUUUUAUGGUCAUCAUACACGGACGCUCUGGUCUAGGAGUGUGUAGAAACUGCGCAAUCUUGGAACCAAACCGGAAAGGAAUUAGGGAAACUAAAAGCAAAACACAAACCCCCCUUGGUCCAUUUCGUCGAUAAUUUAAACCCCCUCUAUUAAAGCCGUUGUUGGGAAGAUUGACCAAGUGAAGCCUAACUAAUCCCGAGCGCAGUGGUACGAUCUCGUAAAACAACCAAGCUCCAACAUUCAAGCCAACGGCAACGCAGCGUGGAGAUAAGUUAUUUCGGCGCCUUAAAUUGGAACCGCGGGAAACAUUUUGUUAAUUAAUUAAUACCAACGUCCAGCGCGUUGUUCUAGUCGACAAUUUGGCGGUAACGGCGGCACAGUGGAACGACAACGAGUGCGAGUGGAAGCGGAAUAAAAACGAUGCCCCAAACCGGGCACUAACUGGCUGGCCGACAAAUCCGUCAUAAAGACGCAGCGACAACAACAAAAUCAUGCUGCAACGAUUUAAAUUGAUUUGAAUGCUGCUAGUGAGACACCAGACACAAGUGGAGCAUCGAACGGACGGAUUGUAUUUAAUACCUAAUUUCCGUUAAUCUUACAAUUGUUGCAACGGCUAAUAUACUUAGCCGCUGGCAAACCAUACCCACACCAAUUGGUUGUUCCGGUUAUGCGAAUUGUUUAUUGCGGCUGGAAUCACUUUUGACAAUUGUGACAGUGGACGAGUGGCCUAGUGGUGCGCCUGACGCGCGAUGACUCUGGUGGCCAGUGCAGUGUAAGUGAAUGAGAUUAUUUUGUUCGCUCCGUAUCAUUCCCCCUUUCGUGGCGGGUAAUCAAAACACAACCGCGGAAUGAACGUUUAUUGGCACAAUCACAACAGUUGCCCUGUGCGUUUCACAGCCUCCCGUUGGAACGUUGACAACUGUCAAUUGUGAAGUGAGGUAGCCGUGUGUUGUUUCCCCCAUCGUAGUGAGCUGUGCAGUUCGAAAGGUGUCCACAACUGUUUGCCAAAAGGGAAGUGUAUGAUUGUGCAGAAUCGUUACCACUGCAACAGUGAUUGAGUGGCUAGGUGUGCCUAGUGCGUCAUAUGUCCAAUACAACCUCAAAUAAAGGAAAAGCACUUGGUGGCAUGAUAACGGAAAAUUCAAAUAGUAGCUCAGCAGUUUCUUUGUUAUCUGCAUAGUAGGCUGCAGAACCGGUGAGCUAGAGAGAGAGAAAAUUAAACUGUCAAACGGCGUUACUCAGUCUAAUCGGGAGCGCUUAGACCACGAAUUUGGAAAAGUGCGCAAUGUGCUUCAUACUAAAACUCCAACAUAUAGUGAGUGUUGUAUAGAACCAAAAAAAAACUUCCAAUUCCGAGCAAGAUUUCUUCAAACAACACCAUCAUCAUCGUAGUGAAACCCUGAUCUGCAUCAAGUGCUAUCCCGGAAAAUGGCGGACGUCGAGUCGCAGAAGAUAUGCGUCAAAGCAAAGUCCAAGAUCACGUUUCCCGUUGCCAUCGACGCGUUGAUAUUGGUGCUAGUCGCCUGUUUUCUGAUACUGACCGAACUGGGGCUGCUGCCACAAGUGGUAAAACGCGGCUACUACUGCAACGAUCAAUCGAUCCAGCAUAAGUACACGGGCGAUACGAUAUCAACCGUCACCAUACUGCUCAGCGGCCUGAUACCCAUCGUGCUGAUAUGGUUGACGGAAGCACUCUUCUACACACCAUCGAUCAGUCUGAGCAAAACCGAAACCGAAUCGCGAUGCCGUGGUUCGUGGCGGGAAGCUUUGUACUGGUCCAAAAAGUAUGUCCGCGGACUUGUUACCAUGCUAGUGAUCAUCGGUACAAUAAAGAUUUUCCUUGGUGAAUUACGACCCCACUUCAUAAACACCUGCCGGCCGGACGUCGAAUGCAAGGGCACCGACUACGUCAGCUCGUACACAUGCACCAACAGUGAGGAAAGUUUGUACUUCGUGCGUGACGCCAGCAAAUCCUUCCCCUCGGGUCAUUCCGCCAUGUCCGUGUUUGAGGCAAUCUUUCUCAUCUGGUAUCUGGAGAAGCGAGUACCCCGGUUGCGGACACUGUUCACCGUACCGUUGCUCCAGAUGGUCUUCAUGUGCUGGGCAGUGUUUUGCUCGCUUUCGCGCAUCACCGACCAUCGGCAUCACUGGUGGGAUGUACUGGCCGGUACGGUGGCGGGAUGUGCUACUGCCUUUAUGACGUGCCUUUUCGGAUGUCACAACUUCGACACAAGCAAACGGAAACGGAAGAGUUCCGUGUACACGGAUCACGAUCACAAACUGAUCAACACGGGUAGCGGGAAUGCAGGCACCAUCGGUACACCGUUGCACAAGGAGGAGAUCAAUCUGAAUAACGUGAUCCAUGCCUGACCGCACAGUUGGAAGAGAGCCUUGGGCAAGAACCAGUCGGAACCCACAGUUCCCGCUGCCCGUAUUCCACAGAAACAGUAUUUUGCGCUAUGUAUUGUAUGACGAUUCGUUGCGUUGUUAGAUGUGGGAACAUGUUGUUCUAUGUUCGCUGCAGAAUUUAGCCAACUUUCACGCACCAUUGCAAUGGGAAGAGAGUAGAAAUAAUAUGGCAAACUCCACCACCAAGCGCGGGAUGAGCUGGAGAGCACAUACAUUCUCUUGUCGUAGGUAGAGCACAUGCGAACUUCUUCCCGCGCGCUGUCGAGCGGCGACGGUAUUGUGAUAUUAUUCUAUAAGUCAUAAUCUUAUACAAACAGACAAACACACCCAAAACUCUCACCCCCCCCCAGAAGUCACCUUUACAGAAAUAGUCACAAAAAAGGGAAAACAUCUCGCAAAAGCUUAAAGUAUCCUUAAACAAUCGUCUUCAGCCGUUGAAGCAAAAACAUGUGCCAAAACCGAAAGUCAAUCUGUCGAACGACAAUAUAAAUGCAAUAGGAUAAAUUAGAUGAAGGACUAAAUUUAUCAAACAAAUGUAAUAAUGUAACGUUAUGCUAAAUGCAAACAAAUAGAUAUUUAGAGUCAGCUUUUACUACGAUAGUUAAAACAAGAGGAUAGUAGUCAUUACAACCAUACUGGGAUUAGAGGGAGCACGCUGGAAAAAGGGAUUUUAUUAUAUUAUUUUACAGACAAUAUUAAGAGAAAAUAUAUGUAUUUGUAUUAUUUAUUAACAUUCACAAUGAAACAAACAAGCCCGAAAGUUUGUCUGUUUGAGCGGUGAAGUUAAAGAAAUAAAGCCUGAAAGCUUUUGAUG